Messenger RNA from Helobdella robusta, 618 nucleotides. RefSeq lists its product as hypothetical. Gene Ontology annotation, biological process: proteasome-mediated ubiquitin-dependent protein catabolic process; protein polyubiquitination; negative regulation of translation. The record is from RefSeq and is a predicted model, not a curated record. The coding region runs from base 1 to 618 and encodes 205 amino acids. Lineage: Eukaryota; Metazoa; Annelida; Clitellata; Rhynchobdellida; Glossiphoniidae. The transcript has 2 exons. Gene Ontology annotation, molecular function: translation repressor activity; ubiquitin protein ligase activity; protein binding.
AUGCAGAUCGGCCAACCUUUAUUGUUGGAAUUCAAUCUAACAGGGCAAAGAUGUGGGAUCAAGACAACUCUGAACAAGAUGGAAGCAACAUAUGGGGUAACAGUUUUAAAAGAACCAAUGCAGUAUGUUGUUUCUGCCGUUGAAACUAGCAGUUUGUAUGUCCUAGAUGAACAUGGUAAACUGCUGAAAAAAAUUACUGGCAAGGCACUUCUGGGUCACCCAUUUAACUUGUGCUCCAAUCAGCUCAAUGAUAUAAUAGUUUCAGACAAGUUAAAUCAUUGUAUAAAAAUCCUCAACAGAAAUGGAAAACUAAAGACAUCUAUAGGACAUAUGGGUACAUGCAAAGAUUGUUUAUUCGAGCCUGCAGGUCUGUGUAGUGAUCAACACAACAAUAUCAUAGUUGCGGACUCGGGAAAUAGAUGUGUCAAACUUUUUAGCAAGUGUGGUAAAUUCAUCAGGACACUUGCAGACUUUGAAUGCUACAUGGAGAAGCCUGUUAAUGUAACUCUCUCAAAGGAUUAUAAACAUAUUAUUAUACUUCUCACUGGAAACAAACCAAGAAUUGUUAUUGAUGAUUACAGGCCACCACCUAACAGCAUAGUCCAAUGCAUUACCUGA